Molecule: messenger RNA, 2371 nt
Organism: Mercenaria mercenaria
Lineage: Eukaryota; Metazoa; Mollusca; Bivalvia; Venerida; Veneridae
Exons: 5
Source: RefSeq, a predicted model, not a curated record
CCAGAAGAUCAACAUGCCUUUAACUCUCCACCUAACCAAAAAUCACACCACCAUACUACAACUGAAGAAAAACGGAUUAUUAAUAAAAAGCAAUAUGAUACGUUGUUCUCAACACCUAGUCUUCCGAAGACACUGACGUCUGCAGACCUAGACAUAACGUUGUUGACCUGUUUGUUACAGCAUACAUGUGGUCUUCAAAAAAGUACACCAAACAGUGUUUGGUUUUCAACUCCUGCCCAGACUGAUACAUCACUUGAAGCUGAAAUUGUCAGAAUGAGACAUUUUCGAAAUGAGCUUGCACACAAAAUGUCUAUCCCGCUUUCACAGCAAGAUUUCAGUACUAUGUGGAGCGAAAUUGAGACGGUACUUUUAAGAUUAAAUGGUAAUAAUACAAAUAGCAUUUCAAAUCUGCAAGCAAAAAUAGAUGCUUUUAAAACUGACACUGUUGACGAAGAAACACAAGAGCGAUAUGAUCAACUACUUGAAGACUGGGGAGAGAUGGACAAAACAGUACUGGCGGGAUUGGAAGAAUUAACGCAAAUGUUGCGCGACGAGAGCGGCAGGUCUAAGGCAGUUGUUCAGGAGAUGACUGAAAUACGUGAAAAUAUUCAGACAAUUCAACAUAAAGUAUCGCCAAGGCUGGAAAGCCUUAAAGUGUUUUCACAGCGGCAUUUCAGCGACGUAAAAGAAAAAGAAGACCUGUUUGUAAAAACGGGGGUUUAUAAACAAGCAUUGAAACAACUAAACACAUCCGGGAUUGCUAUUUUAAGCGGCUAUGCUGGAGAAGGAAAAACAACAAUGGCAUCACAUAUGCUACUUGAAACAUGUCCGUUGAAUAAAAUCCUCAAACUGUCAACUCCGGACGAUUGGACACAAGUGAAUGUCAGAGACAAAAACUGCAAUGGAAUUUUCAUUGACGACAUCUUCGGAUCUGACGCAUUUGAUGCAGAAAAAAUGAAAGGCUGGAAACCAUACUUAGAUGAACUCAAAGCAGAAGCACAUGGAUUGAAUUUGUUAGUGGUUAUAACAACACGUCAGAAUAUUCUAAGCAAAGCAAAGGAUCAUCGUAAUUUGGAACUUUUAAGAGAAGAAAAUGUCACAAUUCUCUCUUCUUCAAACCUUUCAAAAGAUGAAAAAAAGAAUAUUCUAAAGCUUCAUUUACAAACGAACAGAAAAGAGUGUCUUCCAUCCAUUCUCAGUUCGUCCGUUUCCCGAUGGAAAGAUGAUGAAUGUAAAAUAGGGUUUCCAGAAUGUGCAGUCAUGUUUUCUAAAAAUGACACACUGUUUAGAAAGGGCGCCGAGUUUUUUGCGGCACCAUUUGAAUUUUUCCGCAAGUGCCUUUCAGAACUUUCGAAAAAUGAAGAUGAGUUUAUGAUACUUGUACUUUUGUGGACGAAAUCAUCUAGAAAAUUGUCAAAAUUUGACCUGGAACCAACACAUAUUCACUCACUGUCAGAAAUAGCUGCAGAACUCGAUUACCCUCUUAAGGAGAAGUCGAAGAUUUUAAGAAAAGCUCUUGAUUACCAUAAAGGUGGCUUUCUGAGCCUUAGGAAUGACGAAUACACAUUUAGCCACAGCGUUAUUGGCGAUGUUGUUGGGCUUGUUACUGGUGAAGAAUACCCAGCUGUAGCAAUUAAAUACGGACCAAAAAGCUUCGUAUUGGAUUAUGUUCAAACGAAAAGCAACGACAGUGAAAAUUGUAUUCUUGUGAACGACAGAAGAUACUCUGAUCUCAGUAAAAGGUUAAAUAAGCUUCUAUUUGAGAAGAAGGAAAGGUCUUCAGAGUUAGAUAGCACAAUAAAUAAGCAAAAAAGGAAUAGAAAAUACACGUAUAUCGCAGUCACUUCCAGACAUUUCAGUUCUUGAGCAUGAAGCCUUCAACAAUGAAACGUUUGUUCGAGAGCAUAUAGACGCUGCAAAGGGAAACGAUAUUUUGACAACGCCAAUUUUAGAAGUCUAUGAACAUUUUCGCAAUCCUUACUGCAUUGUAUUCGAGGACGGAGAUAUGGGCAUGUGUAUGCCAGCAUUAUUUCUAGCAAAGAACAAUGAACUAAUGGUCACUGAAUGCAUUAAACGAGAUAUGCUGACAGACAGAGAAAAAUAUAUAUCACUGCUGUUCGCUACACGGGACAAUAAUAAAAUUUUGGUCUGAAAGCUGAUAGAAGCAGGUGCAGAAGUGAAUGAAGACGCCUUGCAAAUUGCUACCGUCAACGAAAAUAUUGGGAUCAUGAAACUCCUGUUACACCAUUUUUCUCAACUCGGUGCAACCAAUAAUCAUAUACAGAAAAGAAAUUCCCAACUAAUCACCGCUACCAAGAGAAGUUCCCUAAAAGCUGUCACCUGAUUGCUCCAAAGUGAUGUAGACGUAAAU